Suhomyces tanzawaensis NRRL Y-17324 is the source of this 557-nucleotide messenger RNA. It is a transcript of the gene LSM6, whose product is annotated as U4/U6-U5 snRNP complex subunit. The record is from RefSeq and is a predicted model, not a curated record. The coding region runs from base 30 to 248 and encodes 72 amino acids. Lineage: Eukaryota; Fungi; Ascomycota; Pichiomycetes; Serinales; Debaryomycetaceae. Gene Ontology annotation, cellular component: U6 snRNP; nucleolus; sno(s)RNA-containing ribonucleoprotein complex. The transcript has a single exon. Gene Ontology annotation, biological process: mRNA splicing, via spliceosome; maturation of SSU-rRNA. Gene Ontology annotation, molecular function: RNA binding.
CGAUAAGCCAACAUCAGAAACCACCCAUAAUGUCAGAAAUCACUAAGACAGACCCCUCCAAAUUCUUGAGCGACAUCAUUGGCAACUCCGUGGUUGUCAAAUUACACAACGGCAUCCAAUACUCCGGCAACUUGCAGAGCAUAGACGGUUUCAUGAAUAUUGUGUUGGAUGAUGGAAAAGAGUUGGUUGGCAACGAAGUAGGCAAGAACUUCGGUGAUGUUUUCAUCAGAGGAAACAAUGGUACGUAAAACGGAGAUACACGGUGGGAAACAAUGGAGGAAGCCUGUUGGCUUUGGAUAGAGGUAGCGAGUGGUACUGGUGGUCAAAAUAUGGGCAGUAUGUGAGGAAAUGGACAAAUAUGGAAAAGAAAAGACAGAAAUGGAACAAUAAGAUUCAACCAUGUGUUUGCAUGCCCAUAAAUGGAGCUAGCGGAUGAACGAAGGCCUGUACAUGUGGAAUUGGCCAGUGCAGCAAUAGUACCACAACAUGUUCGACCGAGCGGCAAAUAUGGAGCUAACCCGUCCGCCGUCUGUUUUCUAGCGCAUCCUCGUGCGUUG